CUCGAUAAUCGAUAACAAGGAUCCGAGGCUGAACCGCGAUUGCACGUCACGGUAUCGAACUUAGGUACGGAAUACAAGGUGCAUUGAAAAAAAUUACAGAAGAGGCUGCUUUACUUUUAAGUCCCAGCUUUAAGUCCAUUGCACUCAACGAUCUCUCCUGCGAAGCAACUCUACCGAGCUUCAGCAAUUUGCGUCGCAUAAUUAGACAGGAGAAAAUUAGCUAACUCUUUGGCCUAUAUUCAUAUUAAUACUAUUCAGUUCCUAUCAUCACCCACCAGUCGAGCUAAUUGGUGCCCUCCCCCCCCCUCCAAAUCUGUUUCUCGACCCUCAAAUCGUCACAUCCAUCAAAAUGGUCCAAACGAGUACCGCAUUAACGAUAUCCGCCGCCACGGCCGCGACAGGCCUCCUAGCCUAUGCGAUCUACUUCGACUACCAACGUCGUGCAGACCCCAACUUCCGACGAAACUUGCGGCGGGAAGAACGACGACAAGCGCGCGCGGAGAAGGAAGAGGCUGUAUUUCAGACUAAGCAGAAGCGCAAAGACAUUCAGAAGGCCAUCGACCAAGCCACGGAAGAGGGCUUCCCCACCGGCGUCAAUGAGAAGGAACAGUUCUUCAUGGACCAUGUCCAGAAGGGUGAACUACUCGCUGCCGAUCCAUCCAACACACUAGAAGCCGCACUAGCCUUCUACAAGGCUCUCAAGGUAUACCCGACUCCCGGGGACCUAAUUUCUAUCUACGACAAGACUGUCGACAAGCGUGUCCUAGACGUCCUAGCCGAAAUGAUCGCAUACGACAAGAACCUCGACCUAGGCGGGGGCAUCAACCUCUCCGAUCUGCCCAGCGCCGGUCUGGACUAGUAUUCCAUCUCUAGGCUUCAGCGCUCUAGCCCUCCACUCUCCACCAACUUCAAAUAUAUAUUUGGAAAUGGCCCGGUUUCGCUCCUUGCUGCAGACGGGGUUGAUUAAAAAUAAUAAAACACCGUCCGCCAACGAGAAAGCCCUGAGCAUCGGAUUAAAAAGACGACCCAGGUACUAUACACAAACAAACACACACACAAACACACAUGGAUACCUUGUAUGAUAUAUGAUCCGGCGCGGCCGGCUGGGUGGCUGCUGGCCGUAGGCUGCCGGUUAUUCCGCUUUAGAAUAAGGGUGGCUACGUUGUACAUUUUCAUGAUAAUGUCUGGUGGCCGGUAUAGACAAAUUAUGGAUCAUGAUUCUUUCUAU
Molecule: messenger RNA, 1228 nt
Organism: Daldinia loculata
Lineage: Eukaryota; Fungi; Ascomycota; Sordariomycetes; Xylariales; Hypoxylaceae
Product: mitochondrial import receptor subunit tom-20
Exons: 4
Coding region: 350-859 (169 amino acids)
Biological process (GO): protein targeting; protein import into mitochondrial matrix; tRNA import into mitochondrion
Cellular component (GO): mitochondrial outer membrane; mitochondrial outer membrane translocase complex
Molecular function (GO): transmembrane protein transporter activity
Source: RefSeq, a predicted model, not a curated record